This is a messenger RNA of Suillus plorans, 942 nucleotides long. RefSeq lists its product as uncharacterized. Gene Ontology annotation, cellular component: membrane; signal peptidase complex. The transcript has 6 exons. The record is from RefSeq and is a predicted model, not a curated record. Lineage: Eukaryota; Fungi; Basidiomycota; Agaricomycetes; Boletales; Suillaceae. The coding region runs from base 70 to 672 and encodes 200 amino acids. Gene Ontology annotation, molecular function: serine-type endopeptidase activity.
CCAUUUUGAAGUUAUGACUUUACAACUUGUCGAGUCGUCUUCUCCGAUUUUCCUAUUCGUGCAGUAGUGAUGUUCUCAGAUGAGCUCAAGACGUUCCGUCGACUAGGAUUCCGACAUUUUCUGCUCCAAAUUCUCAACUUUGCCUCCGUCAUUGCAUCUGGCCUCAUGCUAUGGAAAGGUCUCGGCCUGAUCCUGAACACAGAAUCUCCAAUUGUCGUUGUCCUCAGUGGCUCUAUGGAACCAGCGUUUUACCGUGGCGACCUUCUUUUCCUUACCAACCCCCCAGGCCAACGCUACCAUACAGGCGAUAUCACAGUAUAUAGGAUCCCUGGCGCCGAAAUACCCAUCGUGCACCGCGUCCUGGAGACCCGGGACGUCUUCAUCCCAUUUGACAAUUCUACGGAGAACCGCAUCGUCAACAACAGACUAGCAAAGCUCAAACUCCCACCGGGGGAACAUCAACUGAUGCUCACGAAAGGCGACAACAAUCAUGUUGAUGACAUUGACCUUUACCAGGGCCUUGAAUGGCUCGACCGAAGACAUAUCAUUGGCAAAGUUCGCGGGUUUCUUCCGUACAUUGGCUACGUGACGAUUGCCAUGAAUGAUUUCCCGCAACUUAAAUAUGCGCUUCUUGGAGGCCUUGGACUAUUAGCUGUCAUACAACGGGAGUAGAUUGUUUGACAAACUUUGCAUAACCAUGCAUAUAUGCAUCAAUUGUUUGUGUAAUUGCAAGUCUAUAAAACGUGUGCCACGUGUAUUCAGAGUCAGUGCAGUUGAACCACACGCAUUUUCUCAUCUGCCCAUCAUGACAUUCGUCCCCACCGCGAGCCUCUCGGUUGAUACAAUCAUUCCCUUGUGUUUCAAGCUACUAGCCCCCAACUGUAUCUCUCGCGGACUACAACGUGCCACAGAUACUCGUACUCAACACAAAGCCCAUCGCAG